Molecule: messenger RNA, 1597 nt
Organism: Serinus canaria (Common canary)
Lineage: Eukaryota; Metazoa; Chordata; Aves; Passeriformes; Fringillidae
Product: spidroin-2-like
Exons: 2
Source: RefSeq, a predicted model, not a curated record
GCCUUGCUGGUCAGAUCUCGGCUGGGCAGAACAAAAACCUUAGAGAUAAGCUUUAAUAAACAACCCGAAGACUGAACUAUAGAGGAGUCCAGACUCGUCUGUUCAUCGCGGGCUGCCUGCGAACCGUCCCACGCGAACCACCCCACGCAUGUCCGACAGAGACACACAGCCGAUCGGACAUCUGGCGUCCCUGGGUGGGCUCGAGACGGGCUCAGGAAGAGCACAGGAGGAACACAGCCUGAGCCAGGCGGGCAGCUCCCACAGCUGGACUCGUUCCCGGGAGUACGCUGAUAUCUCCCGGAGAAAGCAGCGUCUGCAGACGGAGAAAGCAGCAGCCACUGAACAGCAGCAGCCACUGAGACCAUCAACAAUCAUCGCACUCCUCUUCCACCGAAGGAGACUCGUACCAGGACAGCCCGGACCGGAAUCAGAAAGGCGCCUCUGAUCCCAUCUCCUGCGGACUGCUGGACAGGACCAGGAGCCUUCGGACUGCCCCGACGACACAAAUUCGGUGAGAAGGUUCAGAUUUAAAACAUCAAUCACUAUGGGAGGCACAUACACUAAGGAGCAAUUAGAAAUCUUAGCGGCCUUACAAGGCUUGGCACAGAUGCACACAAAGGGAAUUCCCAAGAAACAUCUUAAAGAUUUAUUACUGUGGGUCAGACUUAAUUACCCGCAUUCAGAGACCCGGUUGUUAUUUGAAGUGGGUUUCUGGCAGGAGGUCAACAGGCACAUAUAUUUGCUAGCAACAGAAAAGGAUGAGGCAGCCUUGAAGUUAUUAUCUCCAGCAAGGAUUAUGUUGGAGGCAAUUUCGGCUGAAGCUAGAAGCGCAGCCGGGCAGUUAGGUGAUAAAAACCCCGGAAAGAAAAGGGGGGGUCAGGGCACGGGACAGAGACUAACUCUGGUCUCAGAUAGCCCGGGAAAAACUGUCCCCGAAGAAGAGGAGGGACAGGAAAAAUUAGAACUGCCUUCACUUCCAAUUCCCCGAAAACCCAAGAAAACCCCAAAGCGUCCUGAGACCCCAGAGAAUUUAGGAGACUCAGACACCGAGUCAGACACGAGUCCUGUCCCAGAGCCAGGCGAUCCUGUUGGGGGGGAAAUUCCCGAGUUACAGGAGCCGAGGGCGGAAAAGACAGGAGGGGGUGUGAAGUCGCGAACGGGGGUGGAGGGGAGCGGGACCGGCACGGAGGCACCGAGCCGCGGCGACCGUGAUUGCGCAAUAGGGGCGGCGUCGGGGGCGGCGGCGGCGGCGGUUCCGGGCGGGGAAGGAGGAUUUGUGAGGGCAGGGGGGCAUAGCACGGGUGGUACGGGUGCCGUGCCGGAAGCGGCGGCUCAGAUGAUACGCGCGGGGCGGGAAGAGUGCGCGGGACCGGGGGCGCGCGGGAUUUCCGGGAAGGGCGGAAGCUCCACUGCGUCCAUCUCAGAUACGGGCAGUGAGGCGAGCGGAGCCUCAGAGACCCAGGCGGGGCCCGGCGGGAGGCGCAAGAAACGCAUGACAAUGACAUCACAACACCCGGAAACAGGGAUGCGGCGUUCUACCCGGAUCGCAGCGCAGGGGCCAAGCGCGGGCGAGAUGUCGCGAGGGGGGCGGAAACGA